Polypterus senegalus (gray bichir) is the source of this 2713-nucleotide messenger RNA. RefSeq lists its product as uncharacterized. Lineage: Eukaryota; Metazoa; Chordata; Cladistia; Polypteriformes; Polypteridae. The record is from RefSeq and is a predicted model, not a curated record. The transcript is spliced from 7 exons. Bases 329 to 1423 code for a protein of 364 amino acids.
GUGGCCGCUUGGGUUUACCACCAGAUGUCACUGCUGAGCUAUUAAACGAAUCUGUCUGGCCCAGUGUGUGAAGGAAAUCCAUCCAUCCAUCCAUUAGGAAAACCUUUAAAAAAGGACACCGAGUCCAUAAAGAUGGCGGCGUUUUGUUUAAUGCCGCUGCUUCAGGAAGGUCCGACCAAUGAGCCACACUGGAGGAUCCUCGCGUGAGGUAGGUGACGGCUCAGGACCCAUAACGGGUUAAACUGCUCUCGUUUGCCCGCCGGCAUAACCUUUAAGCCGUCGAAGAGCGGGAUACCAGUCAUUCAGAGGGGAUCGGGUAGCACAGAAAAUGUAUCUGCUGUUCCGCUGCUUCAGUCUUUAUUUGUACGCGCUGUUGACGACGCCUUCGGUCGACGAGCCCUUCAUAGCGCAGACCUCCAUUGUGCAGGACCUUUUAAUUUCGUCGGGGGUCCUGGCCUCGCUGGUUGUCGUGCCCACUGGCAUUCUUUGCAUCAAUAUUUUGAGGAGGGCGGCAAAUCAAUACACAGGCGUCGUCUUACGCCUCAACCAUGUGAGCUCCAAGAAAAGCCGCAUGAAACUGGCAUUGGAGGCUAAAGAGGAGGCGCUCAAAGAAAAAAUGGCAGAGGUCCUGUACUUUAAGGAGAAGCUGGAACGGACUAAGCAAGAAAAAAUGGCACUUGUGGCAAGUCUGGAGUCCUCGCGCACCUACAUUAAAGAGAUGAACCGGAGUUCCGAAAAACAAGUGGACGUCUAUGGAGGAGGCGACGGCAAGGGCGUACACAAGGACACGUCACAUGUUGUAAGCGGGAAGACGAAAGCCCUGACUGAAGUCUCAAAGACUGGAUUUAAAGAGCGUGAAAGCCCAAUCGAGCCUCCCCCCGAAAAGGUGGAGGGGGUCAUGUUGUCCAGUGGGAGUUUCCUGAAUCGACUGAAGCGGCGCCUGAGUGGCGUCCAGGAGAAGAGCAAAAAGUCUCCCCUCCAUAAGCAGGACGAGCAGAUUAACCUGAAAAACAAGUCAAUCAAGAUGAUCGCUUAUAACGCGGAGACAAAGACAAGCAUGUCCGCAAACAGCAGCUUUUUCAAGAGCCUACUGAGCUGUCUGAGUGGCAACUACACCACAGACUCAAAGAAUGUCUACAAAGGGAAGGCGCCGCUCAAGAGACGGAAGACAAAAGUUGUUCUCCGAAACAAGUCCCACACCAUCCUGCACACUCCCUCUCCCAUAAAAGUGGAGGCGAAGAGCCCUCUGCCCAUGGAGGGCCACCGCCCAGAAUCUGCCAAUUCAUCCAGCAGCAAGGAGCUCUCCUAUCCCAUCCACGCAGAUGAUGGGGGAUGCCUCCUCACCGACGGUCAGCAACAAGAAGAAAUGGAGUCUUCACUUUUCACCUCUGUAGAGAGGUGUGAGCCUCUGGUCGCCGCGUAAUGGCAGUCGAGUAACUCCAGCGAAGGCCUCUAAACUCCCAUCUUUUCCAUGCAGUUCCAACAGUCACUUCAGCCCAGCUUCUAAAGAACAGCUUACUCUCAUCCUUGUCGCUUUAGUCGCCAGUGCUCAGGUGCCUUUUUUAAUAUUUCAGUUUAACAUUCUCGGAUAGUUUAGCCAGCUGGACAAAGUGGACAGUAAAGGAGAAGAUGACUGGACGUGUUCUGUACAAGUCACACUGUCCGAUACUGAAAAGCCACCACCGAAUUCCAAAAUUCAAGCAAGUAUUAAAGAAGGCCAUCACAGAUGAUGAAAGACACGGGAAGGCAAGAGGUAUGUCAUUUUUAUUCAAUAUACUGUUCAUAAUGCAUCCAUCUAUAUUUCUGCAAGUCACUUAGGAAAGGACUAUUUUUAAGGAAAAAAAAAAAUAAAAAUACAAGCUUCAGAUAAGUGUUAUGAGGCAAUCGGCACAAAAAUGUAGAUUUCCUCUUUCAGAAUGGAUGUUAGACAACAGCAAGUGAUCCCAUCGAGAGAUUACAGUAUUAGGAAUGAGCCACUUAUAUAUAAAUAAGACUGGUUUGCCGAAAAAUGAAGGUGGGGACCAUACACUUUAGCUAUAAAGCUGUACAAAACAAAGAUACAAGAUAUAAAUGGACAUUUUCUAAAAUGAAGGGGUAUAAAUCCAUUGGAAGGAAUCGUAGAUUACCUGUGGCUUUUUGGUUCACACAUGGUGGUGUGUUCUGGAUUUUAAUAAAAACGAACAACUACAGAAAUUUUAAAUAGCAAGUCUCCGGAAUAAGCAGGCUGAUCCACUGUGGCAUACUCAGAGAGCAACAAACAGCAUUAAAUAAAGGACACAGCUGGAGGCCAUUAGACAAUAUUUAAUCUAUCCUGCACUGCUUUUUCAGCAGCAACAGUGGAAAAUGCCUAUGCUUCAAGAUGGUGAACAUUUUUAACAUCUGAAGCUUACUCCAGAACACUAGUCUCUGUCUGGGUACAUUAUUAAUCUUUCAAGUGUAUUAGACACCAUUUCAACAAAUAUCAUUAACAAAAGAAUGGCAGACGUUAGACAAAUUACAACCACAUUUCAAAAUAGAUAGUUUGCACCCUUUGUUGCUCUUGACGAUUAACCUCUGGUGGCUCUGAGCCGGCAAUCCUAAGGUUGCCAGCUCAAAUCCUGUAAACACCAGAAGUGAUUUCACCUCAUUGGGGCCUUAAGCUGCAAUUGCUUCAUCCUGGGUAUGAUGUUAAUCCAGGUCCUCCAACUUGCAGGAGUUGAUGGCAGGAUGGACA